AUGUCUUAUCAAUUGUAUAGAAAUACAACGCUUGGAACAACACUACAAGAAAGUUUGGAUGAUUUAAUACAGUAUGGCCACAUUACGCCUCAACUCGGAAUGAAAGUUUUACUACAAUUUGAUAAAUCAAUAAAUAAUGCAUUAUCGACGAGAGUCAAAUCAAAAUUAACUUUCAGAGCGGGUAAAUUAAACACAUAUAGAUUUUGUGAUAACGUGUGGACAUUUUUUCUUACCGAUGUCGAAUUUAGAGAAGUACAAGAAAUAGCCAAAGUUGAUAAAGUGAAAGUCGUUGCUUGCGAUGGUAGAAACGUAGCAGAAGAAGCUUUAUGUUUAACUUAG
Pediculus humanus corporis (human body louse) is the source of this 339-nucleotide messenger RNA. RefSeq names its product transcription initiation factor IIA gamma chain, putative. The transcript has 2 exons. The record is from RefSeq and is a predicted model, not a curated record. Gene Ontology annotation, biological process: transcription initiation at RNA polymerase II promoter; RNA polymerase II preinitiation complex assembly. Bases 1 to 339 code for a protein of 112 amino acids. Gene Ontology annotation, molecular function: RNA polymerase II general transcription initiation factor activity; TBP-class protein binding. Lineage: Eukaryota; Metazoa; Arthropoda; Insecta; Psocodea; Pediculidae. Gene Ontology annotation, cellular component: transcription factor TFIIA complex.